AUGCAGGCCAUCAAAUGUGUCGUCGUGGGCGACGGUGCUGUGGGGAAAACAUGUCUGCUCAUCAGUUAUACUACCAAUGCCUUCCCAGGCGAAUAUAUUCCAACAGUAUUUGAUAACUACUCAGCCAACGUCAUGGUAGACGGCAAACCAAUCAACUUGGGUCUAUGGGAUACAGCAGGCCAAGAAGAUUACGAUCGUCUACGUCCCCUAUCCUAUCCACAAACAGACGUAUUCUUGAUUUGUUUCUCACUAGUCUCACCGCCAUCAUUCGAAAACGUGCGAACAAAAUGGUUUCCCGAAAUCUCUCAUCAUGCACCAAACACCCCCAUCAUCCUCGUCGGAACCAAAUUGGAUUUACGUGAAGAAAAGGAAACUAUUGAAAAGUUACGUGAAAGGAGAAUGGCUCCCAUCUCGUAUCCUCAGGGUUUACAAAUGGCAAAGGAAAUUGGUGCUGUCAAGUACUUGGAGUGUUCUGCUCUGACGCAGAAGGGGUUGAAGAAUGUGUUUGAUGAAGCUAUUCGUGCUGUUCUUUGUCCCGUCAUACCAGUACGGCGGUACGUGUAUUACUAUGAUAAUCUGUUUUUUGUUGAUGACGCUGGUUUGGUUGGAAGGGCGGUUGUCAUUAAUGUUAUGAAAUGA
Messenger RNA from Synchytrium microbalum, 639 nucleotides. RefSeq lists its product as uncharacterized. Gene Ontology annotation, molecular function: GTP binding; GTPase activity; protein kinase binding. Lineage: Eukaryota; Fungi; Chytridiomycota; Chytridiomycetes; Synchytriales; Synchytriaceae. Gene Ontology annotation, cellular component: plasma membrane; cell cortex; cytoskeleton. The transcript has 4 exons. Bases 1 to 639 code for a protein of 212 amino acids. Gene Ontology annotation, biological process: small GTPase-mediated signal transduction; actin filament organization; cortical cytoskeleton organization. The record is from RefSeq and is a predicted model, not a curated record.